This is a messenger RNA of Heterobilharzia americana, 655 nucleotides long. The record is from the annotation of a GenBank genome assembly. Lineage: Eukaryota; Metazoa; Platyhelminthes; Trematoda; Strigeidida; Schistosomatidae.
AUUAAACUUCAUUUUGAUUACCGUUAACACAAAUUACAUAAUUAUUAUAUAGUUCGAUACUAUAUAUACCAAAAAACAUCACUGUUUGACUUCUUUUUUAUCUCAAAGGUAGAUGAAAUGGUUGACAGAUUGAUGAAUAAAAAAUCUCCACAUAUGAAAAACAAUUCAUCCUCUUUAAGUAGUAUUCACCAUCGGAAGUGUAAUAAACAGAAAUUAGAAGAGAUUAUUGAAAGAUUAACAAAAUAUGAUAAAAAGAAGGGACCUGUUGAAUCAACAUCUGCUAGAAUAAUGCUUGGAUUUAAUCGUUAUGAUUAUGGAUGUUCACCUGAGAGUAUGGUAGAACCAAAUAUGAAAAAAAUGACCGAACAAGAUAUUAUCACUGUAUUUGAGCGUUUAGCACAAUAUGACAUUACAAAAUAUCCUCCAGGAUCAAGAGGACAUGAAAAAAAAUAAUAUAUGUUGUAUACCAUACUUUUGUAAUAUUUAUUUCAUAUGGUGAACGUUUCAUUGUCAUCCUAGACAUCUUAUUCAGUGAGUAUUUACCUUUCUAAUGUAUCUUCCAUUAUAAGAACAUGGUUUCAUUUGUACCGAGUAAUUUGCUACUACCAAAACUAUCAUAUGCCAGACUUUGUUCGGCAGAUAAUAAGGUCCAUUU